Molecule: messenger RNA, 4733 nt
Organism: Acipenser ruthenus (sterlet)
Lineage: Eukaryota; Metazoa; Chordata; Actinopteri; Acipenseriformes; Acipenseridae
Gene: kif15
Product: kinesin family member 15
Exons: 35
Coding region: 161-4294 (1377 amino acids)
Biological process (GO): microtubule-based movement
Molecular function (GO): ATP binding; microtubule binding; microtubule motor activity
Source: RefSeq, a predicted model, not a curated record
UCUUGCAAUAGGGUAACUUCAGGUUAGAUAAGCGCCAAUUUAGAAACUCCGCCAUUUUUUAAAAACACAUUGUAGAAGUGGUUUAUUUAGGAGAAGAAAUUGUUUAUGAAUUGUUUGAAUAAAAUUAAAUAUUAAUCUGAUUGAAGUGAGUUUGUGAACCAUGGGCGCCGGAACAAAAGGGGAUGCUGAUGAUUCCUCACAGCUUGUAAGCAAUGAUGGAGACGCCAUCAAGGUGUUUGUGAGAGUACGCCCGCUCGCACAGGGCAGUGGACUGUCAACAGAUGGUGACCAAAACCUUUGUUUGACUGUCACCUCGUUCAACACCAUUCGACUCCAUUCCAAACCUGAGCCAAGAAUAUUCACAUAUGACCAUGUGGCGGACAUGGAUGUUUCCCAGGAAGCUGUCUUUUCAAGUGUGGCUAAGAACAUUGUAGAAUCCUGUAUGAAUGGAUACAACGGCACUAUAUUUGCAUAUGGUCAGACAGGAUCCGGUAAAACAUUUACGAUGUUGGGUCCUUCUGAAUCUGACAACUUUACUCACAAUAUGCGAGGGGUAAUUCCUCGUAGCUUUGAAUAUCUUUUUUUCCUAAUAAACAGAGAAAUAGAAAAGGCUGACAAGAGUUUCCUGUGCAAGUGUUCCUUUAUUGAAAUCUACAACGAGCAGAUCUUCGACCUUUUGGACAGCGCCUCUGCCAGCCUCUUUCUCCGUGAAAAUAUGAAGAAGGGAGUUUUUGUUGACGGAGCUGUUGAGAAGGUAGUAACUUCAGCAGCGGAGGCUUAUCAGGUUUUGUCAAUGGGUUGGCGGAAUCGGCGUGUGGCCUCUACCUCCAUGAACAGGGAGUCUUCCCGAUCUCAUGCAGUCUUCACGGUUACAGUAGAGUCCAAGGAGAAGAUCAAUGAGAUUGUUAACAUCAGGAGCAGCCAACUUAACCUGGUUGAUUUGGCAGGCUCUGAGAGACAAAAGGAUACCCACACAGAAGGCACUAGACUGAAGGAAGCGGGCAGCAUCAAUCGAUCCUUGAGCUGCCUGGGUCAGGUGAUCAUGGCCCUGGUGGAUGUGUCCAAUGGGAAGAGUAGACAUAUCUGUUACAGGGACUCCAAGCUGACCUUUCUGCUCCGGGACUCUCUUGGUGGAAAUGCAAAGACCUUCAUCAUUGCCAAUGUCCACCCUGGCUCCAAGUGUUUUGGCGAGACACUCUCCACUCUGCAGUUUGCCCAGCGAGCCAAGUUAAUUAAAAAUAAGGCUGUGGUAAAUGAGGACACACAGGGGAAUGUGAGUCAGCUCCAGGCAGAGGUUAGGAAGCUGAAGGAGCAGCUUUCCCAGCUAAUGGCCGGGCAGAUACCACAGGGGGUGACCAGGGAAAUACCACAGGGGGCAUCUGGCACAAAUGAUGCUGAACCUGCUGGUGUGUCUAGCAAAGAAUAUAGGAACAAUUUUUUGGAAGCCAUGCUCUUCUGGGAGAAGAGUGAAAGUGAAAAAAAGAAUCUCCUGCAGAAAGUGGCUCAGCUUGAGGAUGCUUGGGCCAAAAAAGAGAGGUUCAUUCAGUCCACCAGGAUGAUUGUCAAGUUCCGGGAGGAGCACAUUGCUCGACUGGAGAAGACUCUGAAAGAGUCUGGGAGAUGCCUGGAUUCUGAUGAGAAGGAUGCCGUGAUUGAUCAUCUCAAACAAGAGAUAAAAGCUCUUAGGGAGCAGGUUGACCAGCAUCCCCGCGUUGCAAAAUAUGCCACGGAGAAUCAUAGCCUGCGAGAGGAGAACAAGCAGCUGCGUUCGCUGGAGUCCGUGAAGAGAGCCAAAGAGAUCAACACUCAGAUCGCAGCAGAGCUGGAAAAGGCUUUCCUGGAAGCAGACAAGGGUUCUGGAGUUUUACCAGUUCACUCCACCCCGAUAACUGCUGAGAAUGUCUCCUCUGUGUCAAUGGAGAGAUUGAAGGCACAGCUAAUGCAGAAACAAAGUGAACUGACCACAACAGUUCAAGCUUAUGAGGAGUUCAAAGAACUAACUAAGAAGAAACAACUAGAAAUGGAGUCAGAACUUCGGUACCUUGAAAAAUCCAACCAGCACUUGGAAAACAUUUUGGAGGCGACAAAAACAUACAAAAGACAAGAGGUUUCCCAGCUGAACAAAAUGCAUGUCGAAACAAUUAAGAAUCUGACCACACCCACCAAGGCUUACAGACUGAGGUCUCGGCUGGUGCCGCAUUUAAAUGCUGACAGAACCCCUGACUGUAAUACUGCAACAGAAAGCACAGAGGAGCAAGUGGAUUAUAUUUUGAACGAGCCGGUCCCUCCAGGGAUGAAUGAAAUGGCAUAUGAGGCCAUUGCUGAGGAGCUCCAAAUGGUGCAGGAACAAGCAAAUACCCUUCAGGCCAAGCUGGAUGAAGAAGAGGCCAAGAACAUGAAGCUGCUGCAGCAGAUCAGUAAAUUGGAGGGACAUUCUUCUCAAAUGCAACAGCUGUUUUCUUCUGAGCGUGCAAACUGGAGCAAGGAACAGCAAGACCAUCAUGAUCAGAUCAAAUCUCUGGAAAAAGAGCUCCUCGGGGAGCAGAGCAAGAAUGAUGUGCUCAGGAGUGAAGUGUAUGACCUGCGGGUGGUGCUGCAGUCAGCAGACAAGGAGCUUGGUGCUGUGAAGAGCGAGUACAAUUCCUACAAACACAACCAGGAGUUGGAGCUGAGCCAGCUGUCCAACAACCUCAUCAACGUACGCCUGCAGCUGGAUAAUGUCAGGUUGGAACACGAAAGCUUAUUGGAAGAGAAGCGAUCUCUCCAGGAUGCUCAUGAUAACCUGCAGGAAGUGAUGAAGUAUGAAUCAGAAGAAUACAAGCAACGCCUUGCAGAGAGCGUGCAGGAGAAGGCAACUCUUCAAGCUGAGCUCCACAAAUUCAUGGAGUUCUUGGCUACCGAAAAGGAACAUAAUCAGAAACUAACAUUGCAGCUUAAAGAAGACAAGGAAACAUCAUCUAAGGAUCUCGUAAUUGCUCUGGAUGAGAAUGUCAGCUUGAAGAAACAGUAUUCUGAAUUAGCAAUGAGAUGUGAGCAACAGGUUGCAAAUCUACAAAAACUGGAGCAGUGUCUUGCAACCGCGAAUUCGACAAUUGCUGAACUGGAGACAAAUGCAUCAGAUAAAGAAGUUGUUGCUGAUUUAAUGAACCAGACCCAGGUGUUAAGGACGUCUCUCAACGAGAAAACACAGAUGUUGGCCCUGCAUUUAAGUGAGCUGGGUGACAUUCAAACCAAGUACCAUGUAGCCUUAACUGCCACAGAGGAGAGCAAAGGUAUUAUUGAGAAACAGGAGAAAGAGAUCAGUGACCUAAAGGAGAUCAUGAUGAGGAAGACUAUUUCGAAUACCAUUGAGCAAGAGCUUUUGCAAGAUGAUCUCACUCACACAACUGAGGAGAUGGAGAAGCUUACAGAGGCUUACAACAAGCAAACUGCUCUUCUCCAAGCUGUCCAAGCUGAGGCAAUUGUGAGAGAAACAACCAUCAAAGAACUGCAAGAAAAGCUGAUACAGAAAGAAGCUGAACAGGAAAACAUCAAGAAAGAAAAUGAUCAGAAACAAACUGAAGCAGUUCCAGCAGAGCUGCCACAGACACCUAGGACUCCCAAUAGUUUCAGCACUGACUUGUCCAAAGUUCUGGAGGGUCAGGAGCGAGAGUUGCAGAACAGAAGAUCCUCAAUGGUUACACUUGAGAUGCUGGUGACUGAGCUGAAUUCUGAAAGGGCGGCUAAAAAUGAAGAGAUUUUGCGACUCAAGGGCCAGUUGUGUGAAGUGGAAAAUUUGCGUUUGGAAAUGCAGACUUGGGUUGAUCGGUGCCAUAAGUUGCAGCAACAAGCCCAAGGCACAGGAAGCAGCAGUGAUGAGAAGAAUAAGAAAAGUGAUCACAACCAAAGCAACGAAGUUAUAAAGGAACUCGCAGAGGAACGAAAAGCAAAGAACAGUGCAAUGAGACAACUGGGUGAACUUGAAGCAGAGUUGCAGGGUACUUCAGCAACCCUCGCACAAGCUCAGAUAUGCAUUCAGAGCAUGACAUGCGAUCUGAAGGGCAAAUCUUUGGAACUGAAAGAGCUUCAAGAAAAAGAAAUACAGCAGGAUAAACUUCUUAAGGAAUUGGAAGUCCUGAGGAAACAAGUGAUGUUUCUGACAGAAGAGAAUGGGAAACUUGUGGGACAUCAAAACCUGAACCAAAAGAUCCAAUACUUAAUGGAACUGAAGAAAAAGAACACCAAACUAAUAGAGGAGAAUGAAAAACUGCGACUGGAGCUCAUUGCUGUGAAAGAGAACUGCAAGAAAGAGUGAACAGCUCCUGAUUCAAUCAAUCUCAAACAGUUUUAUUUUUUUUCAGUUCCCACUUUGUUUUGCUUGAAUUCUUAAGGUUUACAGUCACCCUCAAAGUCCUGGAUGCAUUUAACUGGUCGACUGUCCUCCUCAUGUAAAUAGUGCAAUGAAAGUGGAAACAUCUCUUUUCUCUGUCUUGCUGUUGUCAUCUCUUUUAAAACAUACCCUGCCUUUACACUGUUUUUUUGUCAUUUGUUUGUCGUCUCCUCUGUCCUAAUGCUUUCCUGGUCUCGGUCCUGAUCCAGUUAAUGAAUUCUUUUCACUUUUGUAUGUGGGGUGGGAGAUUUAAUGCUGUAGACACCUGUCAUCUUUUUAUCUACAGUUAAGAGCUCUCUGAAUGAAGAUGGUUUGAUGAAUUUGUCAACAAACCUUGUAAUUAAUAAUAAAAAUUUUAAAUGUU